This is a messenger RNA of Leptosomus discolor (cuckoo roller), 2786 nucleotides long. NCBI's taxonomy places the organism in Eukaryota, Metazoa, Chordata, Aves, Leptosomiformes, Leptosomidae. The record is from RefSeq and is a predicted model, not a curated record.
ACAAAGCCACCACUAGCACCAAAACCAAAGAUUAUUGGUCAUCUUUCUCCAGUAGCUGUCUCCAAAUUUUCUCCUUCACUGCCAAGGGCUGAUAUUCUUCAUAACUCUAUGUCUAGGGGUCCCAAACCACCUAUUGCUCCCAAGCCAAAAUUCUCAGCUGACUCUGAGGGCAAAUCCAGUGUUUAUACCAAUAAUAACUUAAAUAAAUGCUCAAAUGGGAAACUGGUAUGUCUUGAUGGAGAGCUGUAUGAAGGAAACCAACACAAUGCUGAUUGCCCAGAAUCUGAGGCAGAUAAUGAAUACAUUGUAGUUCCUGAAGCUCAGCUGACCAGCAAAGACUGUAAUGACUUGGAACAUGAGCAUGAUCAGAACCUAGAUUCCUCUAUGGAAAAUGAAGUCUCAGAAACUCCAGAAGAGGUAGAGAAGGAAGACGAUAACAUUGCUAAUGAUGAGGAUACCAGUAAUCGAGAAUUCACCAAAGAUGAGCACCAUAACUCUUCAGAUACUGCUGAACGAAUGGAACCAGACUCUGAAGAGUCAUACAGAGACUGUGACCAGCCCAAAUCACUUUGUGAGGAGUACUCAGAUGUCCUUGAUGGAGAUAAAGAUGCUUCCAAGAAUGUGGAUGGAGAUGAGGAUGUUGUAAGUGACUGUAGUGAAACCAAAAACAAGGAGGAAACUUCUAACAACCUGGAACUGGAUAAGGACAACAGUGAUUGUGAGACUGACAGUGACAACAUUUUGAAUAGAGAUGAGGAACUAAUGGGUGAUAUCUGUAAAGAUACCAUUGUAAUGCCACUACCCGCAGAUGAAUCAAUCCUACGUUGUGAGACGGCAGGGAAGGAGGAGGAGGAACUGCCUGAAAUUUUAGAAAAGGAAGAUGGGUGUCUAGCACAUGAUGGUGAUCACAGUGCACAUGCAGAGCUUGAUUUGAAUAUGGAAGGGGAGGUAGAAAAUGAUGACUGUGCAAGCCCUGACAUGCCGCCUGAUGAGGCCAGUGAAGAAACAGGUCCUGGCUUAGAACCAUGUGAAGAUGAACCCAAUACUGGAAAUCAUUUAGGAGAGUUCAUCCAUCAAGCAGCAGCUGAAGAGGAGGAAGCAGACCCAGAUGAGCACAGUAAUACAAACGCAGCAAAUGCCAGUGAUGACUGCCAGAUCACUGAGAGGAGAGGUGAGGAGAAGACGUCAGAGGUAGCCUGUGAAGCAAGCAAAGACUCUGGGAAAGGGGAAGAAGAAACUGUGAAUGCAGAGAUUAUGGAUGAUGGCUAUCAAAUUGCUCCUUGUGAGAAUGAAUGUGGCGAGGAAGUACCCAUGGAACAUUCAGAUGAGAAUCUUCAAACAGAAGGGACCUCUCUGGAUGAAGAUGGUGUGAUCUCUAGUAGUCCAGGGAUGGAGCCAGAGCUGGAAGAUGUGACUGCUGAAGAGCAUAGUGAAAGUACUGUGGAAACGUCUAAGUCAGAUGAGCUGCAACUUGAAGACAAUGAGGUGGAAGCAAACGGCCUCAGUGUCCCAAAUCCAUCCCUCAUGGUCCCACUCGAGGAAGAGUUACAAGUCUGUAAACAUGGCAAAAUAAACGUAGAAUGUGGGACCAAACAUGUCUUGCAUGAAAAUCUAGCAGUCCCUGAAGUGGUCAUUGUGCCUGAAGAAUCAGAGGAAAGAGAAACUAGCAGUGAUUCCCUAGAUGACCCUUAUGUGCUUCCUGCAGAAAAUGAAAUUGCUCAUGAUGGGCAGACUGAUUUAGGAGCUGAUCACAGUGAAAAGGAUGAAUUAGGCACGGAUGGUGAAAACAACUUGCUGCCCAUUGAUCGUAAAAGCAUUGUCACUAGAACACGGUCACUCUCUGGGAAAAUGCCGGGCUAUGUCCCAGAAACAGUUCCAGAAGAAACUGGACAUGAAACUGAUUUACCAUCUUCCCACAAUGACUCUGGGGCAGAAGAUUUAAGCAAUAAUUUAUUUUCGGUGGAAGGAAAACCAAUGGAAGCCAACAGGGCAUUACCAACCAAGUCAAGACGUUUCAUUUUAUAUCCUCGAUCUUAUUCUGUUGAAGGGAGAGAGAUACCUGUCGCUAUUUACAGAGAAGGUGACGGCUGUGUACUGGAUGAUGGUAGAAUAAAAAGGACAGAAGACAAUUUGUCUUUGCCUUGUGUCAAUGGUUCCUCAGGUAGUUUUUCACAGAGAAAUCAUCUUUCAUCAUGUGGCGUAUCUACUCCAUCCCCAGUUGUGGAUAUACCACCUCCUUUUGAACUUGCCUACAUCACCAAAAAGCCAAUCACUAAAAGUUCCCCAUCACUUUUGAUAGAGAAUGACUCACCUGAUAAGUAUUCCAAGAAAAAGAAAUCUUCCUUUAAGAGGUUCCUCACUCUAAAAUUCAAGAAGAAAACUGAAAGUAAAGUCCAUGUAGAUGUUAAUGUUUCCUCCUCAAGGUCCUCAUCAGAGUCUAGCUAUCAUGGGCCUCCGAGACUGAUGGAGCUGGACAGGAGGAGCCUAAGUAGCUCACCUCAACUAAAAUCACAUGUGGGGAAGCUCCGUGCAUCUGAGUCUCCCUCAGCUGUUCUUUUCUAUAAGGAUGGUAAAAGAAAAGGAACGCCCAAGUCCUUCAUGAGCUCUGACUAUGAAAACAUACAAAUUCCUCCUCGAAGAUCCACCAGAGCAGGAACUUUUACUGAGUUUUUUGAAGAUCCCAGCAGGGCAUUUUCUGCUGCUAAUGAGAAUGACGGCUAUGUGGAUAUGAGCAGCUUCACUGGCUUUGAGAACAAGCAGCAAACCACAGACCAGGAAACAGAAAG